Molecule: messenger RNA, 417 nt
Organism: Penaeus vannamei (Pacific white shrimp)
Lineage: Eukaryota; Metazoa; Arthropoda; Malacostraca; Decapoda; Penaeidae
Source: RefSeq, a predicted model, not a curated record
CAUGUUAGCAGAGAAGUUGAAUAUGUCCCCCAAGGAUGCUGAGCGCUGGAUUGUUAAUCUGAUCCGUCAGGCCAAGCUGGAUGCCAAGAUAGAUUCCCAGCAAGGCCACGUUGUGAUGGGAACACAAGCAGUGUCCCCAUACCAGCAGUUGAUUGAAAAGACAAAGACCUUAAGCUUCCGUACUCAGAUGUUGGCUAUCAACGUUGAGAAGAAGGCUACUGCCAGAUACAGUGAGGGACCGAGCUGGGCCAUGGCAAGCUAGUCUGGUUGGAGGACUUUCCAAGGACUACCAUACAAGAAGUGGUAUCAUAAAAAAAAAACAAAAAAAUCUUCAAUCUUGAUCUACUACAGAAAAAGGGAUAUUUUGUAUUACAAAAAAUCUCAUGAGUUUUAGAAUAAAAGUGAUUAACUUUAAAA